AUGCCCAAAUCUGCGAGAAAGAACAACGGCGGCGGCGUGUCCAAGAGCGAUCCCUACUCGGGCGCUGCCUCGCGCAAAAAGGGCCACUCGGCCAACAACGUAUUCAAGUUCAACACGGAUCUCGGUCAGCACAUUCUCAAGAACCCUGGUGUCGCCCAGGCUAUCGUCGACAAGGCCGACCUGAAGCAGUCCGACAUUGUCCUCGAAGUCGGCCCCGGAACUGGUAAUUUGACAACCAAGAUCCUGGAAAAGGCCAAAAAAGUCAUCGCCUGCGAAGCCGAUCCCCGAAUGGCUGCCGAGAUCACAAAGCGUUUCCAAGGCACCCCUGCCCAAAAGAGACUCGAGAUCAUCCUCGGAGAUGUGCUCAAGCACCCACAACUGCCCUACUUUGACGUCUGCAUUUCGAACACGCCCUACCAGAUUUCUUCGCCCUUGACCUUCAGACUGCUUGCUCUGAGUCCCGCCCCUCGCUCUUGCGUACUCAUGUUCCAGCGUGAAUUCGCCAUGCGUCUGUUCGCCCAACCUGGAACAAAACUAUACUCGAGACUGUCCGUCAAUGCCCAGAUGUGGGCCAAGAUCAGCCAUGUCAUGAAGGUCGGCAAGAACAACUUCAACCCUCCUCCUCAAGUCGAGAGUGAUGUCGUCAAGAUUGUGCCAAAGGUCCCGCGUCCGCAAAUCAGUUACGACGAGUGGGAUGGUCUGUUGCGCAUCUGCUUUGUCCGCAAGAACCGUACGCUGCGCAGUGGCUUCUUGGGCACCACCAGUGUCAUGGAGAUGCUCGAGUCAAACUACCGCACCUACUGCGCUCAGAACAACAUUAAGCUGGCAGGCAACCCCAACCGCAAGAAGAAGGGCAAAGUGUCUGAGCUGGUCCGCCAGAAGGUGACCAAGGUGCUGGUCGAGACGACUGAACUCUGCGAGAAGCGUGCCAGAAUGUGUGACGAGGGAGACUUUUUGAAGUUGCUGUACGCCUUCAACCAGGAGGGCAUCCACUUCAGUUGA
Aureobasidium namibiae CBS 147.97 is the source of this 1002-nucleotide messenger RNA. RefSeq names its product dimethyladenosine transferase. The transcript is spliced from 3 exons. Gene Ontology annotation, molecular function: rRNA (adenine-N6,N6-)-dimethyltransferase activity. Bases 1 to 1002 code for a protein of 333 amino acids. Gene Ontology annotation, cellular component: mitochondrial matrix. Lineage: Eukaryota; Fungi; Ascomycota; Dothideomycetes; Dothideales; Saccotheciaceae. The record is from RefSeq and is a predicted model, not a curated record. Gene Ontology annotation, biological process: rRNA methylation.